CUGCAGUUCACCAGAAGCUCCUGACGUAUAACAGCAUUUGGGCCGUACUUGAUCAACGUUGAUAUCUCUUCGCGAGCUUGAGAUUACUUUUGUCGCAACGAAAUUCUGUAGACUCCAAUCAGAUCCGAUUCCCAUUCUUCCUUGUUGCUGCAUCGUUGUUGCCGAAACAUCAUGACCGUCAGCAAGAAACAAACUGUCGUUGUUAAACUAAAGCGAAGGGACCGCGAUCAGCCUUGGGGCUUUCGUAUAGCUGGUGGUGUUGAUUUAGGGACACCUAUCAUCGUCACCCGGUCGGAGAAUGAAGACCUCCUCAAGGGUGACGUGAUAAAGAAAAUCGACGACUACGACGCCAGAGAUGUGCGUCACGUCGACGCGCAGCAUCUCCUCCAAAAGUCUGAAUCUGUUAAGCUUGUUGUCGAAAGAACCAAGAUACCGCAGCCGACAAAAAUAUUACCGAAAAGUCCGGUUCCUCCGCCUCUGGCACAAGAGGAAUGCAACAGUCGGUAUUCAAAGGAAUCGUUCGAUCUGCCCCACGAACACAUGGACGAGGUUCGAGCUGAGCGCCAUUAUCUUUACCAGCCUUAUCGCACAACACCGUUGGUGUUGCCCGGAGCAAAGGUCAAGAAAGACGCACCCCUCGGAGAGUGUUAUCUGCGUCAUCAUCCCAACCCGAUGAUCAGAGCCGCGCCUCAUCAUUACGAUGCGCCACUGCCUGAGGUGGCAAUGAAGCAAAAAGUUGCAGAAACAGUGCUGCAGCGAGUGUUGGGACCAAAUGAUGUUCCAAAGGUUGUUCAUAAGCAAUUCAAUUCCCCUAUUGGACUCUACUCCGAACAAAAUAUCGCAGACACCAUCAAAUGUCAAACUUCGGCUGUUCCCUUGAAGAGGGGGCCAGUCAAGUAUGACCCAAGCAAAAGCGAAGCGUACAAGGCUCUUCAGGAAGAGGCCCUCGGAGAUGUUGUACAGGAAGUGAGACAGCCGGCCCGCACCGGGGUUUUCUCGCCACAUAAGGCAAACCAAAGCAAGGUCUACCAGCCUGUUUCCAAGAACUCAGGUGCUGCAUACGCUGGAUUGCAUAGACGUCCCUUCCCUCUUCCUUUCGUUAAGGAUCACGUCAACGACUUCUAAUAUUAUUCACAGAUUUGUCAACUCCUUAAAUGACUCUUCCGAGACGAUCCAUCAAAGUGGCAGCUUCAAGAGGAUUAUGUACAGUGUGCUUGGGCAGACUGAUUAUUAAAUUCAUUUUGCCGAUGUUAUACGGUUAACUUAUUAUUCACCCGAAGACGCAUAUAACACUUGACUUUAUCGAAUUACAAUGAUUAGGAACAAGGAAAUGAGGUCCAUACCCUCCGACUACUGUAAUAGCGUAUUGUGAAGUUGCGAAUUGAAAUAUACCUAUACUUAUAAGUACAUCGGUGAAUGUA
Messenger RNA from Neodiprion virginianus, 1421 nucleotides. RefSeq names its product PDZ and LIM domain protein Zasp (gene Zasp66). The record is from RefSeq and is a predicted model, not a curated record. The transcript is spliced from 10 exons. Gene Ontology annotation, molecular function: muscle alpha-actinin binding; actin binding. Gene Ontology annotation, cellular component: adherens junction; filamentous actin; Z disc. Gene Ontology annotation, biological process: actin cytoskeleton organization; muscle structure development. Bases 172 to 1125 code for a protein of 317 amino acids. NCBI's taxonomy places the organism in Eukaryota, Metazoa, Arthropoda, Insecta, Hymenoptera, Diprionidae.